This is a messenger RNA of Acanthosepion pharaonis, 1068 nucleotides long. The record is from the annotation of a GenBank genome assembly. Lineage: Eukaryota; Metazoa; Mollusca; Cephalopoda; Sepiida; Sepiidae.
AUGGCGCAUAUCUUUUGCUUUCAUUUCAUGUGGAUUUUCUUUUCAUUCUUUUCUUUCUUCAAUUUUUCUUUUUUUUUUUCUUUCUUUUCUUUCUUUUUUCUUUCUUUCUUUUUCUGUUUUUCUUUUUUCUUUCUGUCUUUAUUUUUUAUUUAUUUAUUUUUAUUUCUAUUCUUUCUUUUCUUUCUUUUCUUUCUUUCUUUUUCUUUUCUUUCUUUUCUUUCUUUCUUUCUUUUCUUUUCUUUCUUUUUCUUUCUUUUUUUCUUUCUUUCUUUUCUUUCUUUAUAUUUCUUUAUUGUCUUUCUUUUUUUUCUUUUACUUUUCUUUCUUUCUUUCUUUUUUUCUUUACUUUUCUUUCUUUACUUUUCUUUCGUUCUAUCUUUCUUUUCUUUCUUUACUUUUCUUUCUUGCCUUUCUUUUUCUUUUUCUUUCUUUUCUUUCUUUUUUCUUUCUUUUCUUUCUUUAUUUUUCUUUUCUUUCUUUCUUUCUUUCUUUUCUUUCUUUAUUUUUCUUUUCUUUUCUUUCUUUACUUUUCUUUUCUUUCUUUCUUUUCUUUCUUUACUUUUCUUUCUUGCUUUUCUUUAUUUUUUCUUUUUCUUUCUUUUUUUCUUUUCUUUCUUUUCUUUCUUUCUUUCUUUACUUUUCUUUCUUUCUUUCUUUUCUUUCUUUCUUUACUUUUCUUUCUUGCUUUUCUUUAUUUUUUCUUUUUCUUUCUUUCUUUCUUUCUUUUCUUUCUUUCUUUUUUCUUUCUUUUCUUUCUUUACUUUUCUUUCUUUUCUUUCUUUUUUCUUUCUUUUCUUUCUUUACUUUUCUUUCUUGCUUUUCUUUAUUUUUUCUAUUUCUUUAUUUUUUCUUUCUUUUCUUUAUUUUUUCUUUUUUUUCUUUCUUUCUUUUCUUUCUUUACUUUUCUUUCUUUAUUUUUUCUUUUUCUUUCUUUCAUUUUUCUUUCCUUUCUUUCUUUUCUUUCUUUCUUUUUCUUUCUUUUCUUUCUUUCUUUCUUUACUUUUCUUUCUUUUUUCUUUCUGUCUUUAUUUUAUUGCUUUUUUUCUUUUCUUUCUUUUCUUUCUUUAG